Mizuhopecten yessoensis (Yesso scallop) is the source of this 2037-nucleotide messenger RNA. RefSeq lists its product as uncharacterized. Gene Ontology annotation, molecular function: microtubule binding. NCBI's taxonomy places the organism in Eukaryota, Metazoa, Mollusca, Bivalvia, Pectinida, Pectinidae. Bases 536 to 1531 code for a protein of 331 amino acids. The record is from RefSeq and is a predicted model, not a curated record. The transcript is spliced from 2 exons.
GUACUGUGGACACGUGUGUUAUUGGAAAUGUCCAUUGUAACUGGGGGUCCAGUUACGUUUAAAUUAUCGUGACCUUCUCGGCGAGGCUCGGUGAGCAAUAACGUUCCUAACAAAUCUUUUAACUAUCAAACUCAAUAGCUUAAAUGUAUAGUAGAUAAUUAUUGUCUGGGUCGAGUACAUGUUUGUAACAAGUCGGUCCUUCAAAAUCCUGUCCCGUAUUAUGUACCCAGCCUUGGAAUCGUAAGUGGCCUAAUUUGGCAAAUUACGUAUUCUAUAGAUGAUCGCGUGAAUUUUGAUCUGAAAUUGACAUCUAUUACGAUAUAUAACAUUCUUACAAACACGGGGUCUUCCACUAUGGAUUAUUCAAAUGUGUUGACGGUUUCUAAGUACGCGAUUACCAACGUUGGAUUAUUUCACACCCUUUCCGAAAGUGAUAGCCGCAAGCACGUUAACACGAGCUACUCUGACAUUUUCACGUUAGUAUCCAGUAUAUACUGUCAAAGUGGACGAAUUCAAGGCCGUUGACGCUCUCAGGAUGAAGUUGUGUGAAGAACUAAAACAAUGGAAACUUUUCCUACCAAAUCAACCUCUUAUGUUACCUUUUGCACCGAGCAUGCCUAGACGGAAAUCCCGAUCUCGGCCUCGCCGGAAACGGAAACCACCAGACCCACCGGAGAAAGUUACCAUCACAGUGAAUGACACAGGUGGACGAACAGUUGCCGUGGAGCGCGUAGUCCCCAAACGAGAAAAACAAGUCUUGCGGAGGCUGAGCAGAGAGGAAGCAGGCGAAAAUGAGGCUGCAAAUAGUCGAUCUCAAAAUAUAUCAACACAAACUACUCUACAGGACCUUGAAUUUCUCAUCACGGACCCCCGAAUUCAGGAGACCAGGGGGCCGAGGAGGGCGUGGCUGCCCGAGGAGGUGGUCUACACGCGCCAGACCACUGCCCACCGGACUUACCACACGGGCGACACCACCUUGAACGUGGAACAUAGGUCCACAGAUAAUAUUGUUGUCCAAAUCGACAAACACGGCUCCGCCCGAGUGGACAAUGAAAAGGGACAAGAGGACAAGGAGAACGGACGCAGGGAAAACGAACAUGGACAAAGGGUAGAAGGGGGAGAUACGAGGGACAAAGAAGAAACAAACAGAAAGUUUACAAAUAAUGGCAAACGAAUUACAUUUUCAGACGAAACUGAUAAGACAAUGGCACAGACCGACAAGGAAAAAACGGACGGAACGACAAGUGUUCGUGCCCCAAGCAAGGUGGCUAAAGCUUGCGGUCAUAAGCUACCAAUGGUUCGUGUUGGAGGGGGGUGGAUGGAAGUGCCAGAUUAUCUCCGUUCUCACGUACCGAUGCACGUGCAUGUCGAGAAUACAAAAGACGGACAAGAAGGGAACUUGAUAAUCAGGUCACAGCGACCUAGAUCACAAAUGUUCUCGAAAAAGGGAGAAAGUCCGAGCUGGACGGCAACACUGAGCAGGGGUACCAAAGGGAGCGCUUCAACGACAAUGAGACAAAGACUUGUGUAGAAAGAGAAACUUUAGAGGAAAGGUGACGGGAAUAGGUCAAUUUGGCAAAUGUCCGAGAAAUGUAGGUCACUUUGACCUCUGUGUGAGAAGAAUAGGCUGCAAUGACCUUUUAUGUGAGGGAUGUAGAUUAACUUGACCCCUGCUGAAUCAGAUUUUGGGUAAUUAUUUUGAAUAUGUUGGUGCGAGAUUAUGACUCAAAUAUCGAUACUCGAAUAGGCAAGCUCGACGUCAUAACGGUGUCAUUCGAUGUUUUGGCAGAGUUAUUCAGCAUCACGUCAUGGGGAUAAUCACUUUAGAAUCUGAAAAUUUAAUGUACUGAAACCUUUAUUUUCUGCUCAUGAUGCGUCUCAUACUCUUGUGUUGCCAUAUCUCACCGCGAACAUCGUUAUAGGAGACUGUAGUGCCAUCGGAAGAAACUAUGAAUACAGUACCAUUAUUCAUUUUCUUUGUUGAAUUACAUAUAUAUAUACUAGUAUAUAUAUGGGGCAAAGAAGUAAUUCCAACAG